AUGCUCCCGCUCGACGACGACGACUGCGAUGCCUGCAGCCCCGACUGGGUGAAGAAACGAAGCCCAUCCGCUAUGGCCGUUUCCGCGCUGCCAUUCGUGGCGACCUUUUUUAUUGUCGCCGUGGCCGUGUCGCAUAAGCUCUUCCCGCUGCUAUCUGGCCAUGCGCCUCUGAAGACCCACCACGAUGCGCAACUACCAGGCUUCGCAUGGCGCGAGAAGACGUUGAUAUCUAAGAAACUGCGCAUAACAGCGCGUACGGUUGCCAGCGCGACUUUCUCUACGAAUAUUGCGCUAUCGGCCGUGCUCGUCGAGCUUAUCCUUUGCGAGAUCUCGAACACCGUCAAUCGCGCAACGCGAACGCUGGCGCUCAAGGUCACGCUGCCGUCGCUAUUGUUUUUGAUCAUCGUCCUUACACCGGCGUUAAUUAUACACUCAGUGGUUUCGGGACGCAAGUUGAGCGGGUCACAGAGAGGUCAGCGUCAGCUGGCAUGGCUCUUGGACAUUGCGGGUCUGGCGGCAUGGCUUGCGGGAUUUUGGUACCUGGGCAGAGGGUUGCUGGGAACGUUUUUGCACGAGGAGUCAUACAUCCAUGAACAUACUUUCAGUGAAGGUUGUCUAGAAAGAAUUGGCGUUAUUGGCAUAAGUUUGAUGGCGUCGCUGGCUGGCUUCGCUGCUGUGAGUUCGCUCUGGCAGACAUUUGGUGUAAAGUACCGCCUGGUCACCGAGUCAGAUGUCGCUCGUAAACAAGCCGGACUUGAUGCUACAAAUGAUAUGCUUUUAACGAAGGAAAGUCGACUUCGCGCUGUACAGCGAAAACUCUCAGACACACCCAAAGAAGGGUUCGUCACCCGUAUGGUGGGCAGCCUUCGCGGGAACCCUGAGAUUAUAGAACGAAACACAUUGCAGCUCGAAAUCCAAGGCCUCGAAACGAUGCGCAACACACUUCAAAACUCCUUGUCUAUCCUACAGAACCGGCGACAGUCUCAAAUCCGCUCACACACCGUUCAUGGACGCUUGUUAAACCUCGUCUCGCUGAUUUUCUCCGUCUAUUGCUUCUACAGAAUCACAGCGACGACAUUCACGACUCUAAGACGCUUCUCAUCACCAAACACAAGCUUCUCAAACACCGACCCGAUCAACAACUUCCUCGCGAUAUUAGCCAAGCAUUGGGAUCCCGCAAUAGACCGCGUGGCCUGGAGUCGCACUAUAUCCUUCUUGCUUUCCGGCAUCAUGCUCCUCGCAUCCUUCAACAGCGUCGUACAGACUUUCUUCCUUUUCGCGCGCGUACUCCCCGGUGUUCUUCAUCACGCCCAAGCCAACUUUGCUUUACUGAUUUCGCAAAUUGCCGCUACCUAUGUGAUCAGCUCCGCGCUCCUGUUGCGAAGUAAUUUGCCCGUGGAAAUGAAGAGCGCUAUCUCGGAAGCGCUAGGUGCGCCGCUAGAGCCAGCAUUUACAGAGAGGUGGUUUGAGGGGUGGUUCUUGUUGGCGAGUGCGUCCACGGCAGUAGGGCUCUGGGCCGGGAAACGAUUAAAGGGACAGGGGUGGGACGACGAAGAAGAUCUUGGUGAAGGAGAUUUGGAGAUGGGCAAAUUGAAUUGA
This is a messenger RNA of Didymosphaeria variabile, 1599 nucleotides long. RefSeq lists its product as uncharacterized. Lineage: Eukaryota; Fungi; Ascomycota; Dothideomycetes; Pleosporales; Didymosphaeriaceae. Gene Ontology annotation, cellular component: membrane. The coding region runs from base 1 to 1599 and encodes 532 amino acids. The record is from RefSeq and is a predicted model, not a curated record. The transcript is spliced from 2 exons.